UUUUGUGUUAUUUUUAAACCGGUUGAGUGCAUACGUGUGAUAACAUCUCUGUCGCAUAGUACAUACGUGAUAAUAGAAUUUUUGUUACGCAACAUACAAUUCUUAGGACACAGUGAUAACAGUUAUCGCAAAGCAAUCGUCGGCGCAAGUACGUCCUGUUACUGUACUAAAUACUGUACUGUACUGUUAAUUCAAUUUAACCUCUCGCGAUAACGUGACAUCGAUAUAAUUUUAAUGAAUACAAUUUCCCACAGUAUUAACAGUGAAGGCGCUCGCAAAUCCUUUUGGGUAGAAAAUCCUAUUUUACAUUAAUUAUCAUCAAUUAUCAAAAUAUACCCUUUAAUAGAAUUUAAAUAUAGGAUUUGUCCUACAAUUUAUCCUCGCGUGUGUGUACAAAUUGUGAUCAGAUAGAAAUUUGAACACGAUGAACCUACCGAACCUACCGCGAGUAUUGAUAACUAGCAAUGAUACGCCGGCUCCCGGCAUCGAUUUGCUCCGAACCAAAUGCGACGUUACUAUUAUACCAGCCGCUGUAAGCACGCGGGAACAAGUGUUGCAAGCUCUCCCAGGACACGACGCUGUGUUUCUCAGCAAUCAUCAGUAUGUGAACAGCGAAUUCCUUGAUAUCGCCGGUUCAAAGUUGAAAGUUGUAUCAACGAUGUCGGCUGGAUACGAUCACUUGGAUGUUCCCGAAAUUAAGAAGAGAGGAAUUAAGGUGGGACACACGCCUAAUGUAUUAUCUGCCGCAGUUGCGGAAAUUGCCGUGCUCUUAAUCUUAUCCGCGAUGAGACGCGCUCACGAAGGUCGUCUGAAACUGGAACAAGGUCAGAUGGAAUUUAGACCACAAUGGCUAUUGGGACAGGAUGUACAGAGAUCUACUGUCGGGUUAUUUGGUCUUGGAAAUAUUGGUCAAGCAAUCGUUAAGCGAUUAAUGGGAUUCGAGGUGGGGCGUUUUAUCUAUACAGGACACUCGCGUAAGAAAGCAGGUGAUGAACUUGGAGCAACAUUCGUAUCUCUGGACGAGCUUCUGGAGCAAAGUGACAUCCUCGUAAUUGCUGCCCCAUUGAACAAUGAAACCAGAGGACUCUUUAAUGAUAAUAUUUUCGAUAAAAUGAAAGACACGGCCAUCUUAGUGAACAUAGCUCGCGGCCAGAUCGUAAACACCGAUUCGCUUGUGAGAGCUCUUCGUAAUAAGAAAAUAUUCGCUGCUGGGUUAGAUGUUACCGAUCCAGAACCGUUACCAACGGACCACGAACUUCUAAAGCUGCCUAAUGUCGAAAUCUUGCCACAUUUGGGUACUGCGACGCUCAAAACUCGCAAUAAUAUGUCAAUAACUGCAGCUCAGAACAUUUUAAAUGGUCUCGAAGGCAAAUCUUUGGUGUAUCCUUUAUAAUAAUUUUUCUUACAUUCAGCCUUAUAUGAUUUACAGAUUACUUUUACAUUAUCUGUGCAUAAUAAAUAUCAUUAGAAAAACUGGUA
This is a messenger RNA of Odontomachus brunneus, 1479 nucleotides long. Its product is annotated as glyoxylate reductase/hydroxypyruvate reductase-like. Gene Ontology annotation, molecular function: hydroxypyruvate reductase (NADH) activity; hydroxypyruvate reductase [NAD(P)H] activity; NAD binding. NCBI's taxonomy places the organism in Eukaryota, Metazoa, Arthropoda, Insecta, Hymenoptera, Formicidae. The transcript has 6 exons. The record is from RefSeq and is a predicted model, not a curated record. Gene Ontology annotation, cellular component: cytosol. Bases 425 to 1393 code for a protein of 322 amino acids.